GCCGGCGAUCCAGAGCUCGAGGAGGUGGAGCAUUUCGACGGCAUCGAAGUGGAGCCCAGCCGCGGGUACAGCGACUACGACGGGUACACGUCCUUGUACUACGACGACGUCGAGCCGAUGGCGUGGAAGAAGUGGAAUCGAGUCUAUCUUCUCACUGAUGUGGCUGGGCGACGCGGCAUGACGGCGCUCGUGAUCGACCCAGUCGAAGGAGAGCCGGGGACCUACACGAUCGUGGAUCCGACAGGGCGUGUGCAGACCAAGGACUUGAGGGACAAGCAGAAGGUCUUCACGAGGCCCCGCGCGGGGAUCGACUGGGCUCCGUUCCCGGGCGUCACGGGGGACGAGAAGAAGGAGCUGGAGGAUGAGAGCCUCCGCAUUCGACGUCGACGUGGAGCAGGCUGGGGAGACUGGGCCCUCGGGCGCAAGAAGGCGGCCGCCAAACUGAAGCCCAAGGCGGCGGCCAAGACCGGCAAGGGGCGCAAGAGCAAUCGCUCGAACAUGGUGUACUGGAUUGCCGAGAACGCUUUCACCACGGGAGUGGCCGUCUGGACGCAUCGCACCUUCGGGGUCGUGGGCUUGGGAUGCCUUGUGGCCUACAAGGCCUGGUCGGCUCUAGGGAUCGGCGACCUGGUCAGCUCCAGCAUCGAGCGAGUCAGGGAGGUUGGCGAUUUGUUCGACGACAUGGACGAGCGGUACCAGAGCAUCCGCACCAAGUACGACGACGGCGACUACGAUCUGGCGAUCAUCGCGCUGGGGCUUCUCUUCAUUCUCCUCUUGGUGUUCUGGCCCACAGUGAGGAGUCGUCGGGCUCGCGGUCGCAAGUGGUCGAGGAUUGGAGAUGAGACCGACUCCGAUUCUUCUUCGCCUGAUGAGGGCACGGCCGCUUCGGACUCUGACGAGGACUCGUUGCGGGGCGGCCCCGACGGGGCCCUCGCCAUGCUGCUCAGCUCGCAGGCGAGCCUUCAGUCCCAGAUGGACGACCUCAAGAAGCUGAUCAAGUCCGGUGCGUCCUCCUCGGGGCCCGACGUCUUCGACCAUGGCGGCUGCGGGUUCUUCUUCGAGCGCACCGGCUCCGCCAGGCGAGAGUCGAUACAGAAGUACCUCAAGGAGCUCGAGCGUGAGUCGGACAACCCGCGCUUGAGCAUGUUGGAGCAGCUCAAGAAGUUCCAGGUCACCGAUUGGAAGAUCGGGCCCUCCGAGGCUCGCAUCGCUCCCAAGGUGCUGUCGCGCCUCUACAGGCACAACACCACCGCGACCUUCCAGGUUAAGGAGUACAUCAAGUCGAAGGAGAUGAGCACCUCGCACGUGGCGGGAGAGCUCCGCCUCCUCGCGGCCAUCCUCGACCGCAUGGUGGCGACGAAGUUCGAGAUGAUCAACUCCGAGGCGGUGGAGGUCAUCUGCAGGCGGAUCUACGGCCUCUUCCGCGCUUGGGAGCAG
Prorocentrum cordatum is the source of this 1437-nucleotide messenger RNA. The record is from the annotation of a GenBank genome assembly. NCBI's taxonomy places the organism in Eukaryota, Dinophyceae, Prorocentrales, Prorocentraceae.